AUGGACACCAACUGCACCGAGCACAAGGACCCUACGCACAAGCUUGUUGAAGAGGUGCUUGAGAGGCAACAUGGUGAGUUGUUGCUUCGGCUGGAGAAGUGGCUUUCCAAACUGGAGGAGCAGCUGCCAAGUCGCGAAGCUCGCGACUUGGACUGGGCACGAGAGGUGACCCCAGCGGUGACAAACCGUCUCUCUGGCAUGUCCGUGCGCUCCGCCCGCUCCAGCCGCAAUCGGACUGGGACUGGAGACGAGGAGGACAUAAGGCGCGAGGAGAAGCCUCAGAGGAGGUCGAUUCAUUCGGAUGACUAUGAACUGGCACAGUCUGAAGCCGACCGUGUGGAGUCCAUGAAGAACAUGACCAUGGCAUCCCGUCAAACCUCAAAGACGAAAACGAAGCUUCAGUCCUGGGCCAAGAAGAUUCAACAACGCUCGGCCAAGAUAGCCAACUCUCUUGCUUUCAACAUCUUCUUUGGUGUCGUGAUUGUCUCCAAUUCUGUCUUUCUGGGCCUCCAACUCGAAUGGAGUGCUUGGCAAGUUGAUCAGCUAGUGGAGCCUGCGUUUCUGGCUGGGCACUUGAUCUACGCAACCCUCUUCUCAGUAGAGAUGUCCAUCCGCUUCAUUGCCAAUGGUCCAAGGACCUAUUUCUUCGGCAGCUCGUGUGCCUGGAAUUGGCUGGACAUAUUUGUUGUGGUGCCAGCUUGGGUUGAGAUUUGCAUGGACAUCGCAUCCGCCAACUCCUCAGAGCCUGGAACCGGUGCCAGCAACUUCCGCAUCAUUCGGGUCUUCAAACUGACCAGGCUCUUACAGGUGCUGCGGUCGGUCCGGAUUGUUCGAUUCGUCAGCGCGUUUCGUGCACUUGUCUACUCAGUUAUCGACACGACGCGACAGCUGCUUUGGGCCAUGGUAUUGCUGAUCCUCAUAAUCUACAGCUUCGGAAUCCUUUUCACGGAUGCAGUGCUCUAUCAUUUGUUCUGGUUUUCGGAAAUAGAGGAUGCGGAACUCAAGAAGUAUUUUGGCAGUGUGUUCCAUUCCUGUACCACGCUCUUCCGAGCAUUGAUGAAUGGAUUUGAUUGGAGCAUUGCAGCGGAUGCUCUACUCCCCUUGGGAGAUUUUUGGGUACAGCUUUUUCACCUGUACAUUGCCUUCUGUGGGCUGGCGGUGCUGAACGUCAUCACGGGCGUCUUUGUGAAUAGUGCCAUCAAGACGCGUGAAAAAGAUCACGAGACGUUAAUGCAAAAUAUGUACAAGCUCAAGGAUCUCGUGGGAGAUCUUUGGACUAAAUUGGACAAGGCAGGAGCAGGAAAAAUCACCAUCACCGAGUUUGAGCAAAUGUUUGAGGAGGAGGACAUGCGUGCCUUCUUUGGAGCCAUCGAGAUGAACGCCAUGGACGCUUGGACGCUCUUCGACUCCCUGGAUGCCGACGGAGAUCAUCUCAUCAGCUUCGAGGAGUUCAAGGAGAGAUGCCUGCAGCUCCACGGACCGGCAAGAUCUGUGGACCUAUUU
This is a messenger RNA of Symbiodinium pilosum, 1503 nucleotides long. Lineage: Eukaryota; Dinophyceae; Suessiales; Symbiodiniaceae. The record is from the annotation of a GenBank genome assembly.